UCCAAUUCCAUCUUCCUCGACUUAUUAUGCAUAUAUAAAUACUUGAUCCAUUUCACGCGGUUCCAAAACCGACCCUACUUUUCUUUUUCCCUUCCUCUUUCUCAGUUACGUACCUUUCCUCUCUGUUGAAGCUUUAAGACACCAAUUCAGCUUUCUAACACUCUUCCUCAAUCAAAAUGGCAAAUGUGGUGGAGUUGAAAGUUGGUUUGCACUGUGACGAGUGCAUCAAGAAGAUUCUCAAGGCCAUCAAGAAAAUUGAAGGGAACGUUACAAGAGAAGAAGUGAUCAGAGUUCUUCACAAGAUUGGGAAGAAUGCUGCUGUUUGGGAAGAUGAUACUCAAACCAACAAGUGAAGUUGAGUCUACCAAACUAGUUUAGUUUUUUCCUUUUCUGCACAAAAUAUAUUAAUAGUAGUAGUACUUCUGCUAUAACUUAUUGCGCUAUAUGUAGCUAUAUUAUAUAUGUCGGAUGUGAGAUUAUAUAACGUAUAUACGAAUAUAAUGUUAUAUCUACUUCAGUUUUGUAUUUUGUUGAACUUUCUUUGCUUAUAUUACCAGUGUACUUUUACGAUUUUUUUUUUCACUGGUAGAUUUUUUUUCACCGAUUUAUAUGUAGGACUUGAGUUUAUUCUCUAUCAAUUGUGCCAGCUAUUAAAGAGGACUUUUAGAGUUGGGCUAGGUUUGAAAUGAGAAAGGAAGUACGUAAGAGAUGGAUAAUUAGUUUUCAAGCAGUAAUUUGAAAUGUUUACUUGAGCAGUUGAGUAGGGAUCAGAGUAUUUUUUGAGUUUUUAUUAACAAGAAUAGAGAAAGUGGUACUUAGAUCUUUUGUGAGUUGUGAAGAGUGAUAAAUAUCUGGUUGCUUUAGUUGUUGAUGGUGAUAUUAAAAAUAAAAUAAUAAUUCAUGUGAUGAAAUUAAUGUGAGUUUGUAUUAGGAGUACUUAAAACACAUUAAGAUUGACUAUUAAAAAUGAUAUUCGGCAAAACAACAUGUCAACAACAACAAUAGUUUAAAUAUUAAAAAAAUACUAGAAGCUCAUUAAAAUUUAUUAUUUUUUAUUAUUAAUUGAUCAUUAAUAUUUAAAAAUAUAAAAUAAGAUAUAUUAUUAAACUAUUAGAUUAAAAAAAUUAAAUUAAAAAAAUGAGUUAAUAAUUAAACAAUAACUAAAAUCAAUAAAAUUUUGAUAACUCUUAAUAUUUCUACAAAUAUUAAAAGAAGAAGAAAAAAAGAAAACAAAGGAAAAAGUUAUCAGCACCAUGAACAUAGAAACAGAUCCUAGCAAAGCUAAAUUCACAUCCUUAUCUUGAAACUGCCUCGGAUUAUGGAUCCUCAUCCAUACUGCAAUUGAGGUUAUAGUUACACGUCAUUAUGCAUCACUUUCGUCGUCAACACUCAACACUAGUCAAGUAAGUAAGCAUAUCAUGUUUUAUUGUUUUUGCUCUGUAUAACCAAUAAUAAGUAUUAGAUUUGAUUUUAAUAAAACGUUGACAUUAUUGACUACGAUGGAUUUCCAUGCUCAUAUAUUUUCUCCACUUCGCAUAAUUUUGUGGAUUUGCUAAAAGGACUCGUGUCAAAUAUAUUAUGCAAAUAUAAAUAGGUUGAGUGAAUGGAUGCUAUAACCACCUCACUUGAAGGCAAACCGUUAAAAUUUGUUAACCCCAAAAUACAAGGCUAGCCUCUAAGUCCCACCUCUACAUUUCAAACACUUCACAAGACAAAAAAAAAAUUAUACUUUCAACAAGAAAAAACUUUGUUUUUCUAAUCUUUUCUUUUAGGUUCUUCCCACAUUCACCAAUUGCUCUUUGGAUUAUUACAUAUAUGCAUGGAGGUGAAUAGGACAAUAAUGGUGUGUCAAAAUCCACACAGCUAUGGUCACAAGGAUGUUUGGCACUUAGGCAACCCUCUAGAUUCUCCAACUUCUCUUCUAUUUGUUCAGGUUUCUUUAAUCACCAUGCUAUCACAAGUGAUUGAGGUUUGUCUCAAGCCUUUAGGACAAUCCUCCCUUGUUUCACAGAUUCUUGGUGGAGUGAUAUUUGGGCCAUCAGUAUUGGGACAAAAGAAGUCACUAGCAAAUGCUUUGUUCCCAAUGAAAGGUGCCAUGGUGCUUGAAACACUUGCAUCUUUUGGCCUAAUGUUCUUCUUCUUCAUAGUAACGGUGAAGAUGGACAUUGCAACAAUGUUAAGGACAGAGAAACAAGCCAUAGCCAUUGGUCUCUCCACAUUCUUCAUCACAUUGGUAAUCCCAGGUGGAUUAUCAUUUCUAUUAAAGAACUAUAUUUCUAUGGACAAAAGCCUCUCAGAAGCUCUACCAGUGAUAGCCAUGUCACAAGCCAUGACCGUCUUCAUAGUGGUCUCCGUCCUCUUGACAGAGCUCAAGAUCCUUAACACGGACAUAGGCCGGCUAGCUAUGUCCUCGGCUAUGUCGGCCGACAUUGUUGGCUUCUCAUUGACAGUUCUAAUGUUUGCAAUAAUGCAGAACAAGGGUGGCACCAUUGUGUCCUUUCUUUGGAUAAUUCUGUCCAUAGCUGCAUUGGUAGUUCUCAUCAUUUAUGUCAUGAGGCCGGCUGUCAUCUGGAUGCUAAGGCGAUCAGAAGGGAAGCCGGUCGACGAAUUGUACGUUGUUUGUAUCUUUAUCUUUGUUCUGAUCGCCGGAUUCCUCAGCGAACUUAUCGGCCAGCAUUUCGUCAUGGGGCCUAUACUCUUCGGCUUGGCAAUCCCCGAAGGGCCGCCCAUGGGAACCACUUUGAUAACUAAAAUGGAGACUAUAUGUCUUGGAUUCUUUUAUCCAAUCUACCUUGCUGUUAGUGGAUUGAAAACUAAUGUGUUCAAGAUCAGCUUCCAGUCCUUUUGGAUUGUUGGUGUUGUAGUUUUAGUGGCUUCCAUUGCAAAGAUCGUUGCUGUUAUGUUGCCAGGGUAUUAUAGUAGUAAUAUGAGCAUGAAAGAGUGUUGUAUGAUUGGGCUUAUUCUGAAUGCAAGAGGCAUAGCAGAACUUACCCUUUACAAUAUGUGGAAGGGUAGCAAGUUAUUAACGGAGCAAGAGUUCUCUUUGAUGGUGGUAUUCAUUUUGAUUGUAAAUGCUAUCAUAUCACCGCUUCUAAAGAUGUUAUAUAAUCCUUCAGAACAAUACCAUGCCUUAGGAAGAUGCACAAUUCAGCACACAAGGCGAGAUUCGGAGCUUCGAGUCAUGAUCUGCAUUCACAACAACGAAAACAUCCCUACACUGAUGAACAUUCUAGAAGCAUCCUAUGCAAGCGGAGAGAGCAUGGUUGGAGUCAUAGCAUUAAUCCUAAUAGAACUUCUUGGAAGAUCAAGGCCUCUUCUUGUUGCUCACCAAGAACACGAAACAUUGAGGUCAGAACCGUGCAGCUCAACUCAAAUAGACAAUGCAUUGAAGCAAUAUGCACAACAGAACGAAGGUUAUGCAACAGUUGAGUCCUUCUCAUCGAUCUCCAACUUGGACACAAUGCACGAUGAUGUCUGUAGAAUAGCACUUGACAAAAGAGCCCACAUUCUAAUCGUGCCAUUUCACAAGCGUUAUGAGAUAGAUGGAACAGUUGAAGUGAUUAACAGAGCAAUGCAGAUUAUGAACAACCGAGUCCUCGAAAAAGCGCCAUGCUCAGUUGGAAUCCUCAUUGACAGGGGAAUCUUGUGCGGAUCCUCAUCACUCUUAGUCUCUAGGACAACAUACCACGUCGCCGUGUUCUUCAUCGGCGGCGCGGACGACGCGGAGGCGCUUGCUUACAGCUCAAGAAUGGCCCGGCACGAGAUAGUCCACGUGACGUUAGUCCGAUUCCUGCUCUUCGGAGAGGAGAAUUCGAAGGAGAGGAAGCGUGACAGCGACCUUGUGGAUGAGUACAGAUACUAUAAUGCAGGGAACCGCCACUUUGAAGUGAUGGAUGAAGUGGUUAAAGAUGGGAUAGAGAUGAGUUCUUGUAUAAGAAGGAUAAUUGACUAUUUUGACCUUGUGAUGGUUGGAAGAGAACACCCUGAAUCUGUUCUGCUUCAAGGGCAUGAUCAAUGGAGUGAGUGUCCUGAGUUAGGGACAAUUGGGGACAUGUUAGCUUCACAGGAUUUUGUGACAAAGGCUUCGUUGCUUGUGGUGCAACAACAGAGGGUAAGAGGGAGGGUUAUUAAGAACACUAAUGUGAAUCCUAUGCCACCUCAAAAGGAUCAAAUGAUGAUGGUACCUGAUGUUGUUCUUCCUCAUGAUGAGGUCAAUAGAGCUUCUUGUUCUAUUUCAGUAGUGGACAGAUGAGAAAACAAACAAAUUUUGUAAAUUAUAUUGCUUUGUAUAUUAUAGUGUAAAGAAAUUUGAGUCUUCCCACCUUUUUUUUUCUCUCGUUUUCUCCGUCUUCCUUUGUUGAG
Arachis stenosperma is the source of this 4362-nucleotide messenger RNA. RefSeq names its product cation/H(+) antiporter 15-like. Bases 1820 to 4252 code for a protein of 810 amino acids. Gene Ontology annotation, cellular component: membrane; endomembrane system. The transcript has 6 exons. Lineage: Eukaryota; Viridiplantae; Streptophyta; Magnoliopsida; Fabales; Fabaceae. The record is from RefSeq and is a predicted model, not a curated record. Gene Ontology annotation, biological process: proton transmembrane transport; regulation of pH. Gene Ontology annotation, molecular function: antiporter activity.